Haliotis rubra (blacklip abalone) is the source of this 3100-nucleotide messenger RNA. RefSeq lists its product as uncharacterized. Gene Ontology annotation, molecular function: calcium ion binding. The record is from RefSeq and is a predicted model, not a curated record. Bases 983 to 2563 code for a protein of 526 amino acids. The transcript has 7 exons. Lineage: Eukaryota; Metazoa; Mollusca; Gastropoda; Lepetellida; Haliotidae.
AAUGGCACUUUUUUUACAGAUGAAUGAAAUAAGGAAGCUGGGAAGCUUUUCAAUGGACGGACGGAUGGAUGGAUGGAUGAAAUGAAUGAUCAAGUUGUGGGGCUGAUUUACAGAUACCGCCGUUAUUGAUAUCAUCUGGCGUCAAGAUGAAUUAUUACAUGUACAGUGACGUGCCAAAAGUAUUGCAAGAAACGUGUUUGCUCUAUAUCUCCCGGAAGCAUUUACUGUCAACAAGAGUCUCUCUUUCGAAAACCGCCUAACAUUUGCUUGUGAAAUAUGACACCGUUUAUGACGUCAUUGCUUGCGUUUUCAUCUGUCGCGUGCCCAGCAGACGACAUGGCUCGCAAUGCGAAGGAACUGACAGAAAAGCAAAAUGAAUUACUAAUAUUUAUUGAAUUGCAUCAAAAAGGUUUGAAAAAUAGCAACAUUGCACAAAAGUUAGCAGUUCUCAGAUCUACUGUUGGGCGAAGAAUUUGAAGAAAGCACAGAAAACAGACAUCGUGGUGGUCGGCCUCGUGUGAUUGGUUUGAGGGGGGAUAGGCGACUUUUCCGUGUUGUUCGCCAGAAACAGGCGACGUUCCCUUACUGACAUAACUGACAUUUUAAUUCUCAACACCAUGUUCGAGUUUGUAGCAGGACAAUUCAGAGACAUUUACAUCGGGUUGGCAUAAAAAAACGAACGGCAAGAAAGGCUAUCACCAUUUUACAUGUUAACCGCCAGAGGCGUGUGGUGUAGGGGAAAGUGACAUUGACUUCAUAGGUGGAAGAAAGUGUUGUUUCCUGUCCUUAGUAUGGUGAUCAGCGUUCAGUUGCUGGCAAGAAAGACAUAGUUGUAAAACAAGGUACCAACAAGACACUUGUGAUUGACGGCGAUGUCAUCUCCGAGUCAUUGGCAAAGCACAAUCGUUCUGUUUGUACAAUAUCAGUGGAAGUUUCCAGUGGCGCCCUAACGGUCGGUGUACUGAGCAAGACCGAUCAACACAUGGCCUACGGUGCUCCGGCCGCCGUGAAUUAUUCUCCUUACAUCGUCAGCCCCGACAUCACCUCCACACAGCUGUCCCGGUUUCUCACUGGAAGGCUCUACAAGUUUGUUAGUCCUGCUUUCUACCUGUCGCCGAUCAGCAAUGUGCAACUAACAGAAGACAUCAACGUUGAUUUGCCAACAUCACCAGUAGAUGAACACCAGGAAUCAGCGAUCAUUCUAUGGGACUCCGGUGACGAUGUCUGGCGCCAUGUCAGUGAAAUCUGUGAUACUGCUUCUUUGAGGAGUAACGUUUCAACGAAUGAUUCUCAUGCAAUACAGAUCUGCAAUUUAGUAUUUAAGAGAAGCUUGACAAAAUCAAAUACACGCGAGAAGAGGGCAACGCUUCCUUUCUCGAGUCCAAGAAUGUUUUCCGGUGCAAUUGUGUCUAAACAUAUGAACAAUACACCUCCCAUCAUUGACACCAGUGUUAUCCAAUGCGUCGAGGACAGCUUUGUGAAGCAAGUCAUCAAGUACCACGAUCUGCAGCAUGACAAUUUAACAUUUACAGUAGAGGAGCAUCCUUAUCGCGGUGAAGCCAACCUCACAGCAGAGGGAAUGCUAUCCUACCGACCAGAGAAGGAUUUUAAUGGCUAUGAUAGUAUCCUCGUAAAUGCAACUGAGGUAUUCAUACAUGAUUUGGGAAUACAAUCAUCUACAUUUACGAAGAGAAUACUCAUCAACGUGUCAAAUGUUAAUGAUCCACCUGUUACUUUCUACCAGAGGGACACCCAGUCGCCAAUACCAUCAUUUGUUGAAAGUAUUCACAAGGUGUAUGUUGAAGGCAAUCUGACGGAUCACUCGCUGGGCUCGUUUUGGAUCGCAGAUGUUGAUGACCCUGAAGAGCUGACAAUCCUUCAAAAGGAUGCAAGGGGACUGGCAGCCAACUUUACACUUACACAGGUUGAUGCGCCUGGGGAAGAUGAAGAGACAUACAGAAGCAUGUCCAUGAUAUACUCAGGGACAACUCUGACCAAACAUUAUUUGAAGCUGAGGACCCUCAAGGAAUUCCAUGGGAGCAUCCAGUUCUCUCUGCUGGCUUUAGAUACGAAUAAGAGCUUCAGCCACGCCCUGUCCAUCCGCGUGUUUGUCCUCACCAGCCCAUGUUACCAUGGUAGCUGUGCUCCAAGAUACCCGAAUUUACCAUGUGAACAUCCAGACAGAGCAACCAGCUUUCAAGCCUAUCACUGUGAAUGUGUAGCUGGUUACGAAGGACAGUUCUGCGAGAAGGAAAUCAACGAAUGUCUGAAUACCCCCUGUUCCCUUCUGUAUGAUUGCGAAGACAAACUGGCGACCUAUGAGUGUCUCCUGAACAUCCCGAAAAUUCUUGCCAUACUUGUCUGCAUUCUUCUGCUCUGUCCAGGUGUUGCCUUUUACAUAAGUCGCAAGUACAGACAAAGACGUCACAUUUGGAAUGUGCCGGACAACAUUCCACAUACACAUACGAAUCCUGUAUACCUAGUAGGGUUCACAUCAACAGAACAACACAGUGACGGUGGAUCAGACACGGAGCAGACGACUUCCGGGUCGGCCUCCACCUAGGAACAACUACAAGACACCUGGGUGCCGUUGUACAAAGCGAUCUCAUCGCUAAGGUGACCCUAACUCUCAUACCUUAGCCUAGUUAAGAUGAUCUUAGCGCUAAGGUUGUUUUGUACAACAGCAUCCCACUGGUUUUCAAGAAAAUUACAGAAGCACGCCUGCCUUGUUCAUGGGUCAAGGACACGCUAAGAUUCCUCACAGGAAACUGACAAACCCUCUGUCGAACUCACAUAAAACCCUUCGUGCAGCUGUUGACUGAAAGUGUCGAAUUGUUCUGUUUGUAGUUUAGAUAUUCUGGUAAACCCUAGGCUUCAUUUGUAACUCAUAUUAGAGGAACCCUAUUAGUAGCAUUUUGGGUACUCACUGCGAAGCUGUCACUGACAUGAAUGACUGAUUUCUCAUGACAUCAUUCAAUCAUAUGGAUAUUCUCGCCACGAGGAAAUUGCUUUCAAUCGACCGCUUAUAUUAUAUUGAGAUUUUGCAUGUACCAUGUACAUUUCGUGCUGUCGUAAUUAAUAAAUAGAUCUUGUGACACCA